Messenger RNA from Striga hermonthica, 609 nucleotides. The record is from the annotation of a GenBank genome assembly. NCBI's taxonomy places the organism in Eukaryota, Viridiplantae, Streptophyta, Magnoliopsida, Lamiales, Orobanchaceae.
AUGAUGUAUUGCGCGGUCGAAAAUUCGACCGGUGCAUCAGGUUAUUUCAAUGUGAAGGUUGCUGGGCAUGCUAACAUGCCAAAUUGUUUUUGGCUGAUGGAGUGUAAUGUUUCGAAAGUGGUGAUUCCACUAUCUGGAUCGCCAAAGUCACCUACCCAGCUGAAGAAAUUGGUUGGUGAAGCUGAUUUAAGGACUAAGCUCAGCUUGACGAGAUGGACUGCUGAUUGGACGAACGCCACUUUUCUGUACGAGCAGGCGGGAAGUUCUCAGGGUGCACUCGAUGCUCUUACAAAGGGUGCUCGUGCUUUAAAAGAUAAGUCCCCUGAUGAAGCUAUCCAGCUUUACGUUGUUGCUUGUGAUCUUCUUGAAGAGGAUGAGAAUGUACAGAUGACCUUUGAUCUGUAUCGUGCUGCUGUAGGCGUUUAUGUGAAGCUUGAGAAGUAUACAGAUGCUGCAACGUUUCCUUUAAGAUGGGCGGUGGCUGCUGACAAGUCUAUGCUCGAGUCUUGGGUAUGCACUUUUAUUUUUCUGAAGAAGAACUCCAAGAUCUGUGCUGCUCGUGUGGGCUUAUUGACUUUAGGUGUACUCGAAAUAGAAAUUUUAUUAUGA